Messenger RNA from Sturnus vulgaris (Common starling), 2498 nucleotides. RefSeq names its product transforming acidic coiled-coil containing protein 1 (gene TACC1). Lineage: Eukaryota; Metazoa; Chordata; Aves; Passeriformes; Sturnidae. Gene Ontology annotation, cellular component: cytoplasm. Gene Ontology annotation, biological process: mitotic spindle organization; cerebral cortex development; nuclear migration. The record is from RefSeq and is a predicted model, not a curated record.
AUGGCGUUCAGCGCCUGGCAGAUCCUCUCGCCGGUGCAAUGGGCCCGCUGGACCUGGUCGGCGGUGCGGGGCGGAGGCAGCCCCGAGGAGGGGGACGGCGGGGCCGCUGCUGCCGAGGAGGAUGAUGAGGAGGACGACCAGGACCCUCCGGCGGGGGGCUCGGCCCUCGGCUUCAGCUCGGACUCCACUGAUAAUUUUGAGACCCCUGAAGCAGAAACACCAACCUGCUCGCCACUCAAGGAGUUCUGCGAGCCACCAGGAUCAGCAGAGUCUGAGGCCGGGACCCAAGAGCCAGGUGGCCAUGGUGACUUGCUGGUAGGGGAAGCCCACUGGGACAGCUCUCCUGGGAAGCACCCCAAAGAUGAGGCUCAGCCAGAGAUUGGAGCCCCUAAAGGCGGUUCGGAUGCUAAAGGGGAAACUGGCCCCGACCACUCGCCCCUGAUGCAGCCCCUGGCUGGGCUGGGCUGCAAGGCUGACCCUGGGCAAGCCCCUGUGCCCACCGUGGAGCCAGCCCCCGUGCCCCACGCGGGCACAGCCACCGGGGCCAUGGCAGGAGGGGACACAGAGGACACUGGCACGGGGCUGGUGGAGCUGAGGGCUGAUGCCCUGGCCCAGGAGCAGCUCGGGAAAGGGAAAACACCUUCACUGGGGAGGAAAACAGAUGAAAACACAGAGGAGACCCAAGCAUCCUGCCAGCCUGACCCUGAGCAGCAUGACAGGAGUGUGAAGCCCUUUGUGGCAGGGACCUGCCAGCUGCAGAGCCUUCCCCAACGCCUUCCCCAUCCCGCUGAGCCGGGGGGGGACCCGGCUCUGGAGGCCCCAGGACAGGUCCCAAAGCCUGGGGCUGAUUUGACAGAGGCUAGAGAGAGCAUGGAGGCCAAGCCAGCUUCACCCAGGAGGGGCAGCAGGAUCCCAGCCAGCAAGCUGACACCGAAGAGACACAGGGAGUCCCCCAGGAAAGCAGCUGAGGAUGUGGAGAGGGGCCCCACAGAGCCUCGGGGCUCCUCCCAGCUGGGCCCCCCGUGCUGGGACAGCCCCGGCCUCAACCCUCACAGUGGCAGCUCAGCACUGCAGAAUUCACCAGUUCUCCCCAAGGGCUCUUACCAGUUUGACCCCGAUAACUUUGACUCCCUGGAUCCAUUCAAGCCCACCAAGAGCCUCGCCAGCACCGACGCCGACUCCUGCUCCACCGCAGACAACAGCCUCAAUGAAAUCCUCGAGUCCCAGACCCUGGAGAUGCAGGAGGAUGCCCUGAAAGGCAGAGACUCCCCCAGGAAGCCCAAGUCACGCCUGAUAACGAGCGGCUGCAAGGUGAAGCAGCACGAGGCGCAGCCCCUGGUCCUGGACAUCAGCGCUCAGGAUGAAGGAGUGUUGAUCUCAGAAAUCCCAGAUAUUACAAAUCGGGAUGGACGUGCCACUGAUGAGGAGAAGUUGGCCUCCACCACCUGCACACAGAAACCAGCCGGGCUGGAGAAGAAAGCUGAGCCAGAAGAGGACCUGGAGUACUUUGAGUGCUCAAAUGUCCCUGUGCCUGCAGGGAAGCACAGGCCAGAGGCAGGUUUUGAAAAGGAGAUCUGCAAGCAGAUGGAAAAGGGAGGGCCUGGCAUCUUCCCUGACAACCCCGGGCUGUGCUCCAUGGACAAGUGCCCCAGUGUGAGCAGGAGCGAGAGUCCCCUGGCUGGGAUCUGCCUCAGCGAGUCCGAGAAGGCAGCAGUGCUCACACUCAUCAGAGAGGAGAUAAUCACCAAGGAGAUCGAGGCCAACGAGUGGAAGAAGAAAUACGAGGAGAGCCGGCAGGAGGUGCUGGAGAUGAGGAAAAUCGUGGCAGAGUAUGAGAAGACCAUUGCCCAGAUGAUAGAGGAUGAGCAGAGGACAAACAUGACAUCUCAGAAGAACCUGCAGCAGCUCACCAUGGAAAAGGACCAGGCUCUGGCAGACCUGAACUCGGUGGAGAGGUCCCUGUCAGAUCUGUUCAGGAGAUAUGAAAACCUGAAGGGCGUCCUGGAAGGAUUUAAGAAGAAUGAAGAAGCUCUGAAGAAAUGUGCUCAAGAUUAUCUAACCCGUGUCAAACAGGAAGAGCAGCGAUAUCAGGCCCUGAAAGUCCAUGCAGAAGAAAAAUUAGACAAGGCCAACGAGGAGAUCGCCCAGGUGCGCAGCAAGGCCAAGGCGGAGAGCGCGGCGCUGCACGCGGGGCUGCGCAAGGAGCAGAUGAAGGUGGAGUCCCUGGAGAGGGCCCUGCAGCAGAAGAACCAGGAGAUUGAGGAGCUGACCAAGAUCUGCGACGAGCUGAUAGCGAAACUGGGGAAGUCAGACUGAGCCUCAGCACCCCUCGCCCUGCACUCUGCACUUGGCUGCUUUCCUGUGACCUUGAGCCCCUUGCCUUACCCCGGAGUCCCUGCAGAAAAGCUCUGGUGUCCAGCUUGGUGCCGGACCUGUGGCUCCUGAGCUGCUCCCCUCGCUCUCCCUGUGUGCUUCCCACAGCUCUGGGGCUGGGAUCC